Octodon degus (degu) is the source of this 1514-nucleotide messenger RNA. RefSeq names its product endoplasmic reticulum lectin 1 (gene Erlec1). The record is from RefSeq and is a predicted model, not a curated record. Gene Ontology annotation, biological process: retrograde protein transport, ER to cytosol; endoplasmic reticulum unfolded protein response. NCBI's taxonomy places the organism in Eukaryota, Metazoa, Chordata, Mammalia, Rodentia, Octodontidae. The coding region runs from base 55 to 1323 and encodes 422 amino acids. The transcript has 14 exons. Gene Ontology annotation, cellular component: endoplasmic reticulum lumen.
UUGUAUUUCAAGCCCACGACUGGAGUUUUAUAUAAAGAAGAUAACUAUGUCAUCAUGACAACUACACAUAAAGAAAAAUAUAAAUGUAUACUUCCCCUUGUGACAAGUGGGGAUGAGGAAGAAGAAAAAGAUUAUAAGGGUCCUAGUCCAAGAGAGCUUUUGGAACCGCUGUUUAAACAAAGCAGUUGUUCGUACAGGAUUGAGUCUUACUGGACUUACGAAGUAUGUCAUGGAAAGCAUAUCCGGCAGUACCAUGAAGAGAAAGAAACUGGUCAGAAAAUAAAUAUUCAUGAGUACUACCUUGGGAAUAUGUUGGCUAAGAACCUUCUAUCUGAAAAAGAACAAGAAACAGAAGAAGAAGGAAAAUCAAGCGAGAUUCCCACUAAAAACAUUGAAGGUCAGAUGACGCCCUACUAUCCUGUAGGAAUGGGAAAUGGUACGCCUUGUAGUUUGAAGCAGAACCGGCCCCGAUCAAGCACUGUGAUGUACAUAUGUCAUCCUGAAUCUAAGCACGAAAUUCUUUCGGUGGCUGAAGUUACAACUUGUGAAUAUGAAGUUGUCAUUUUGACACCACUCUUGUGCAAUCAUCCUAAAUAUAGGUUCAGAGCAUCUCCUGUAAAUGACAUAUUUUGCCAGUCACUGCCAGGAUCUCCAUUUAAACCCCUUACUCUGAGACAGUUGGAGCAGCAAGAAGAAAUACUAAGGGUGCCGUUUAGAAGAAGUAAAGAGGACUUCGUGCUUGCGAGACAGGAAGAUCUGCAGUCAACUAAAGAAGAAAGGCUUCCAGCGGUCCACAAGCCCGUUGCUGUUGGCGCCCAGCCAGUGCUCACUGUUGGGACAACCCACAUUUCAAAAUUAACAGAUGACCAGCUUAUAAAAGAGUUCCUUAGUGGUUCUUACUGCUUCCAUGGGGGUGUUGGCUGGUGGAAGUAUGAAUUCUGCUAUGGCAGACACGUACAUCAGUACCACGAGGACAAGGACAGCGGGAAAACCUCCGUGGUCGUGGGGACGUGGAGCCAAGAAGAGCACAUUGAGUGGGCCAAGAAGAACACCGCCAGAGCCUAUCACCUUCAGGACGACGGGACCCAGACGGUCAGGAUGGUCUCACACUUUUAUGGGAAUGGAGAUGUUUGUGAUAUAACUGACAAACCACGACAGGUGACCGUAAAACUGAAGUGUAAAGAGUCGGACUCUGCACACGCUGUCACUGUGUACAUGCUGGAGCCACGUGCCUGCCAGUAUAUUCUCGGGGUUGAAUCACCAGUGAUCUGUAAAAUCUUAGAUACAGCAGAUGAAAAUGGACUUCUCUCCCUUCCCAACUGAGGGGCCUGAAAGCGGAAGGACCACGAUGAUUUCUUUCUGACCACGGGUUUCUCAGCGUUCACAGCCGUGGCCCUCAUCAGGAGGACUGUGUAAGGAGAUUCCAACCACUCUGAAUGUUCACAUGCUUCUGAGAGGUUACCGAUAAACUUCUAAGACAGACCAACCUGUUUCUCACUCUGUGUGUGUGUGUG